This is a messenger RNA of Agrilus planipennis (emerald ash borer), 499 nucleotides long. RefSeq lists its product as uncharacterized. The transcript is spliced from 2 exons. Gene Ontology annotation, molecular function: odorant binding. The record is from RefSeq and is a predicted model, not a curated record. Lineage: Eukaryota; Metazoa; Arthropoda; Insecta; Coleoptera; Buprestidae. Bases 72 to 479 code for a protein of 135 amino acids.
UGAACUCGUCGCAAUCAAUUCCGCUCAAUCUCUCCUGUUACUCAGUUAUCUCAUUAUAAUAGCAAUUCAAUAUGCAGACGAUUUCGUGUAUUUCAGUUUUACUAUUUCUUGCUGUUGGAAGUGUUUUGUGUGAUCUCGCACCUGAAUUGCAAGCAAUUUUAAAGAAACGACAAGAAGAAUGUUUAGCCAGCAAUCCUGUCGACAAAAGCGUUUUAGAUGAAGCCCGAAGUGGAAAGUUCGCCGACGACAUUAAAUUGAAAAACUACAUAUUUUGCAAUUUGUACAAAGGAUCGUUUCUCACUGAGGAAGGCGCUUUACGACCACAGAUUGCUCAAAUUAAACUAACUCUAGCUUUCGGUAAGGAAAAGGCCGAAAGUCUCGUAGAAAAGUGCAAACCUACACCCAAGGAUGACAAACUCGAUGUUGCUUUCGACCUCCUCAAGUGUAUUUAUAAUGAUACAAACGAAUCUAUUAUUUAGAAUAAACAUUUUAUAAACUG